This is a messenger RNA of Fonsecaea erecta, 1437 nucleotides long. RefSeq lists its product as hypothetical. The transcript has 2 exons. Lineage: Eukaryota; Fungi; Ascomycota; Eurotiomycetes; Chaetothyriales; Herpotrichiellaceae. The record is from RefSeq and is a predicted model, not a curated record. The coding region runs from base 1 to 1437 and encodes 478 amino acids.
AUGAAGACAUUCUUCGCGGCAGCGGUGAUGCUGUUCGCCGUUCCCUUCGCCGUCGGGCAAUCCUCGUCAACGUGUGGUCCUGCGCCAUCAGGCUCGAUCCAAGUCUCGCUUGCCUCUGGCUAUCGUAUGCAAGUCGUUGCGACCGGACUGUCCAAACCGCGUGGGAUUCUCCUCGACAACGCUGGUAAUUUGCUAGUUGUCGAGCAAGGAAGAGGAGUCAUAUCGGCACAUACCUUGAAUGAAGACAAUGCAGGUUGUAUCACAGUGACAUCGACAGAGGACGUAACGUCGGCAUUAGAUCUGAACCAUGGCAUAGAGCUGUCCAGCGAUGGGAAGACUCUCUAUGCCUCUUCGUCGGACCAGGUGUUUUCCUGGCAAUACUCUCAGUCGUCAAGAACCGUGUCAAAUCGCACCAUACUCGUCAACAAUAUGGCUGGCACAGACCACACCACUCGAACCUUAUUGCUCUCCAAGAAGGCCCCUGGCCUACUUGUGGUGACCAGAGGAAGCACCUCCAACAUCGAUUUUGCUGCAGCAAGUUUGAGCUCCGGGCACUCUCAGAUCAAAGCAUUCAACUUGACCAAUCAGACCGGCACUCCCUACAAUUUUGACACAGCUGGGCUCCGUUUGGGCUGGGGGUUGAGGAACGAUGUAGGAAUCGCGGAGCACCCUGUUUCAGGAGGGCUUUACUCGGUCGAAAAUUCUGCUGAUCAAAUCACUCGAAUGGGCGUGGACGUACACCAGGAUAACCCUGCCGAAGAAAUGAACUUUCUGGGAUAUCUGAAUGGAACCAAGUACGCUCCUCAAGGUGGCAACUUUGGAUAUCCAUGGUGCUUCUCAGCGUGGGGUGUUCAAGACCUUCCCGACAACAGCAACUUGACGGUUGGCAGUCAGUUUGCCAUAGACGCCAGUGCUGACUCCAACAACGAGAAUCGAACCGAUGCUUACUGUGCGGAGCAAUUACCCGCACGCUUGGUCUUCCAGGCUCACAUGGCUCCUCUCGAUAUCAAAUUCAACAACAGUGGCACAGAAGCUUGGAUCACUUUCCACGGAAGUUGGGACAGAGACAUGCCCACUGGAUAUAAACUGAGUGUUGUGGCAUUCCACAAGGAUGGCGAGCCUGUCGAUGAUCUUCAGAGUACCACGGCUGCUCGCGAUAUCUUCGCCAACGCAGACAACUCGAAGUGCCCAGACGACUGUUUCCGACCCGUGGGCAUGGCGAUCGACGAUCGCGGUCGAAUCUUCGUGUCCUCGGAUGCCUCUGGCGAGGUCUAUCUUGUUUCAAAGGUCUCAGAAGGCAAUGCCACGCCCUCUACUACAUCGGGAUCGCCUUCUCCCACCUCAAGUUCAUCAGCUGCUGUCUUCAACAAGCCGUCCUUCCUGUUACCUGUUGCGGUGCUUUUGAGCGUUAGCAUCCUGAAUGCCCUAAUGAUAUGA